Molecule: messenger RNA, 1903 nt
Organism: Haliaeetus leucocephalus (bald eagle)
Lineage: Eukaryota; Metazoa; Chordata; Aves; Accipitriformes; Accipitridae
Gene: CHRNB2
Product: cholinergic receptor, nicotinic, beta 2 (neuronal)
Exons: 6
Coding region: 1-1800 (599 amino acids)
Biological process (GO): signal transduction; regulation of membrane potential; monoatomic ion transmembrane transport
Cellular component (GO): postsynaptic membrane; synapse; neuron projection
Molecular function (GO): transmembrane signaling receptor activity; acetylcholine-gated monoatomic cation-selective channel activity
Source: RefSeq, a predicted model, not a curated record
AUGGAGGGACCCACUCCGCCGCCGCCGCCGCCGCAGCCCCCGGAGCCGGCCCAAGAUGGCGGCGGGACGGCCCCACUCUCCGGAAGUGACCCCUCCCGUCGCCAGCGGAAGGGGCGGGGCCUCAACCGCCGGAAGCGGUCGCGGAACCGGGCGAGGCGCCGCCGAGCCGGAAGUGACGCCUGGGAGGCGCUCCGGAAACCUGCACGCGGCUGUGACACCCUCAAUCCCCGCACCCGCCCUCGAGCUGCCAGGCCCAGACCCCCAGGGUGGGCACAGGCUCAGCCCUGGGGAGGUGUGUGGGGGGGUCUGGAUGCUCCCGGGGAACCCUGGCCGCCACCGUGGGGCUCAGCCUCCUGCUGCGCCCCAGGGAGCCUGGGCACGGACACGGAGGAGCGGCUGGUUGAGUAUCUGCUGGACCCCGCGCGCUACAACAAGCUGAUCCGGCCGGCGACCAACGGCUCCGAGCUGGUGACCGUGCAGCUGAUGGUGUCGCUGGCGCAGCUCAUCAGCGUGCACGAACGGGAGCAGAUCAUGACCACCAAUGUCUGGCUGACGCAGGAGUGGGAAGACUACCGCCUCACCUGGAAGCCGGAGGAUUUUGACAACAUGAAGAAAGUCCGCCUGCCCUCCAAGCACAUCUGGCUGCCUGAUGUGGUGCUCUACAACAAUGCUGAUGGGAUGUACGAGGUCUCCUUCUACUCCAAUGCGGUGAUCUCCUACGAUGGCAGCAUCUUCUGGCUGCCGCCGGCCAUCUACAAGAGUGCAUGCAAGAUCGAGGUGAAGCACUUCCCCUUCGACCAGCAGAACUGCACCAUGAAGUUCCGCUCCUGGACCUAUGACCGCACCGAGAUCGACCUGGUGCUGAAGAGCGAGGUGGCCAGCCUGGAUGACUUCACGCCCAGUGGCGAGUGGGACAUCGUGGCACUGCCGGGACGCCGCAAUGAGAAUCCCGAUGACUCCACCUACGUGGACAUCACCUACGACUUCAUUAUCCGGCGCAAGCCGCUCUUCUACACCAUCAACCUCAUCAUCCCCUGCAUUCUCAUCACCUCCCUGGCCAUCCUCGUCUUCUACCUCCCGUCCGACUGCGGCGAGAAGAUGACGCUCUGCAUCUCCGUCCUGCUCGCCCUCACCGUCUUCCUGCUGCUCAUCUCCAAGAUUGUGCCACCCACGUCACUGGACGUGCCACUAGUGGGCAAGUACCUUAUGUUCACCAUGGUGCUGGUAACCUUCUCCAUCGUCACCAGCGUCUGCGUCCUCAAUGUGCACCACCGCUCACCCACCACGCACACCAUGCCACCUUGGGUCCGCACCCUCUUCCUCCGCAAGCUCCCGGCACUGCUCUUCAUGAAGCAGCCGCGGCAGAACUGUGCACGCCAGCGCCUGCGCCAGCGCCGGCACACCCAGGAGCGCGCCGCCACCGCCACCCUCUUCCUCCAGGCUGGUGCCCGCGCCUGCACCUGCUACGCCAACCCUGGCACUGCCAAGGCUGAGGGGCUCAAUGGCUACCGGGAGCAGCAGGGGCAGGCGCCAGCCCCUGCGGCUGGCUGCGCCUGCGGGCUGGAAGAGGCGGUGGACGGCGUGCGCUUCAUCGCCGACCACAUGCGCAGCGAGGACGACGACCAGAGUGUGAGCGAGGACUGGAAGUACGUGGCCAUGGUCAUCGACCGUCUCUUCUUAUGGAUCUUCGUCUUCGUCUGUGUCUUCGGCACCGUCGGCAUGUUUCUCCAGCCCCUCUUCCAGAACUACGCCACCAACUCCCUGCUGCAGCUCGGCCAGGGCACCCCCACCUCCAAAUAGCGCCCAGGUGGUCGCCCGCCCUCCCCGCCGGCCCCAGGGACAGCGAGGGACCCUGAGCUCCGCACCCUCUCCCAGCCACCAAGCCAGGGGCCAGCCGGUCCCA